CCACCACCACAUCCCACACUUAUAUUCUCAUAAAUCCAUUGGAUUUUCUUCCCCUUCGAUAGCUCUAGCUACCAUUACCUCUCUCUCUCUCUCUCUCUCUCUCUCUCAGUCUUCCAUGGCUGAUCAUUAUUCCUUGUGUUUACUAGGAGUUAUGGACCGUCUUUGGUUUCAUCAAAUCAUUCUCUUCCCUGAAACCUCCUCUACUGUGCUACUCUCUAAAACCCUUAAACAACAAACCCCUCUCAUUACAUCUUCUCUUAUAAAUCUACCUUCAACUCUUUCUUUCUCAACUUCUACAGAAGAAGAAGAAGAAGAAGAAGCUGCAUCACCUGCUUCACCUCUUUCAGAAGAGGAUAUCUCUUCAACGUCAGAAUCAACUCCAAUCACUUUAGAGUUCAAAAAGGUUAACUUGAAUGAUAGAAAAGGAGAACAAGAAGAUAUGGUAGUCAAUGAGAAAGAGAGACCGACAAGACUGAAUCUUGCUACGAGUAGAGCUCGUUCGCAUUCUUCAUCACCAUCAACUGCAAAACGACUUACCAAGAACAUUGGAUUGAGGAAAGUGUUACAGAAAUCCAUGAGCUGUAGGAGCUUGGGAGAGCUUGAACUAGAAGAAGUGAAAGGGUUUAUGGAUCUUGGCUUCAUAUUCAAGAAAGAACAGAUAAGCCCAAGAAUGAUAAGUGUAGUUCCUGGAUUGUCGAGACUUGGAUUGUAUAAACAUAAACACAACACCACCAAACUCAUUAACAGUGAAGUAGUACCUGAAGAUGAAGAUUGUUACGACAGCGAUGAUCAUGACAUAGUUAGAGAUGAUCAGCAAGAACAAGAGAAAGGAAUCAUUAGGCCAUACUUAUCAGAAGCAUGGCUAAUAAGGAGACCCGAUUCACCACUGUUAAAUCUAAGACUACCGAAAGUAUCUGCAGCUGCUGACAUGAAGAAACACCUCAAGUUUUGGGCUAGAACUGUCGCAUCUGAAAUUCAGCAAGAAUCUUGAUGAGAGACUUAUUUCCCAUUUGAGAUGACAUAUAAGGUAGGAGAUAGUCUCCAGUCUACUGAACAGUGGCUGAUAAAGAAGGAUGAACAAUGCAAUAUUGAUCACAGAUUCUAUUCCACCGACAGCUGCAACUGUUAAAAAAGAAAACAAGAGAAAAAAAAAAAAAAAAAAAAAAAAAAACUGUAAUAAACAUGAUGCCGUAUAUACAAAUAAAACAGUGAAAAUGUACCUUAAAUUUUUGGUUGUUUCUUUGGGGUCAAUCUGGACUUGCCUCUUACUCCAUUAAUAUUCAGGCUUUGCUAUAUACUAUAUAUAUUUGAGCUCAA
Messenger RNA from Ricinus communis (castor bean), 1317 nucleotides. RefSeq lists its product as uncharacterized. The transcript has 2 exons. Bases 116 to 991 code for a protein of 291 amino acids. The record is from RefSeq and is a predicted model, not a curated record. NCBI's taxonomy places the organism in Eukaryota, Viridiplantae, Streptophyta, Magnoliopsida, Malpighiales, Euphorbiaceae.